This is a messenger RNA of Fusarium keratoplasticum, 1641 nucleotides long. RefSeq names its product COesterase domain-containing protein. The record is from RefSeq and is a predicted model, not a curated record. The coding region runs from base 1 to 1641 and encodes 546 amino acids. NCBI's taxonomy places the organism in Eukaryota, Fungi, Ascomycota, Sordariomycetes, Hypocreales, Nectriaceae. The transcript has 5 exons.
AUGAUGGGACUCGUCAAUGUGAUCACGACCGCUACAGGUCUAGCUCUGGCUGCCUCAUGCUUCGUUUCUGGAACAGCGGCCGCUGCUUGUCCUCCUAGUCGCCCGCAGGUGCCCAGCGCUGUUAUUCCGCAGGGCACGAUUAAGGGGUUCCAAGACGAGCAUUGUAACUCGGUCUUCCUGGGCAUUCCCUUUGCUGCGACCACUGGUGGAGACAACCGAUGGCGUGCGCCUCAGGAUCUCCCCAACUCCAAGUCCACUUUCAAGGCUCUCUCGUACGGUCCGACAUGCCCCCAGGCCAUCUCCAACGACCACUUCACCCAACAGGAUGAGGACUGCCUGAACCUUAACAUCUGGGCACCCUCCAAGGGCAAGAACCUGCCCGUCUUUGUGUACAUGUAUGGCGGUGCCAUGGUCACUGGCUCCAACAGCAACCCCCAGAUCCAAGGCACCAACUUUGCUCGCAAUGGCGUCGUCUAUGUCAACUUCAACACCCGCGAGAGCAUCUUCGCCUCGCCCAACUCUGCAGAGCUGAAGAAGAGCAACCCCGAUGAGUCGCAGAACUUUAGCAUCUUGGAUGUGGAAAAGGCCCUGGACUGGAUUCGCAAGAACAUUCGCGCCUUCGGUGGUAACCCCGACCACAUCGUCUUUGGUGGUCAUUCCUCCGGCGCCGUCCAAGUCGACCACUACCUCUGGAACCAUCCCAACACCUUCCUCAAGGGUGCUGUCGAGAUGAGCGCCAAUGCCGUCUCGGGACCUGCUUAUGCUCCCGUCAACCAGGCCCUCGAUGCCGUUGCCCAGGAGGUCGGUUGCCCCAAGGGCGAUGGCCAACUCGAGUGUCUUCGUGACGUCAACGUCUACGACUUCCAGACUGCCAACUUCAACUCGACCUUCAACACGUGGUUCACUCCCGUUAUUGAUGAUAUCACCCGACACUCCAACUAUGCCAGACGCUUCUCGGCUGGACGCUAUGCUUCACAAGUUCCCCUGCUAACUGGCACUUCCAACGGAGAGGGAACCAUCUUCAGCCUUGUUUACGGCGCUGAGAACGGCAACUUUAGCUCUUGGAUCAACACCUUUGACGCUGACAGCGCUCAUAUUCCUGACAAUUUGCUCAUCAACGCAUACAAGGCUUCGGAUUACGCGAGCGAGUCCCUUCGCAGCGGUGCUCAGUACGGCGAUGCUCGCUUCAACUGCCCUGUCGACUACUUCCUCGAUGUUCGAAGCAAGCGACAGGACACCUGGGUCUACCGUUUCUUUGGUGCCUACGAUAACGUCGUCGGUCCUCCCAACACUGCGCCUACACAUGGAACCGAAGUUCCCUUCUUCCAUGGCGGAAACGAGUGCUUCGAUUCUCUUCAGGGCGUCACCGACGCUCAGCAGGCUUUGGCUGAUUCUAUCCACAAGUGGUUUGUUGCCUGGAUCAAGAACCCCGCUGCUGGACCUGGUUGGAACAAGGUCUCUCAGUCAGGCGAGUUGGUCAAGCUUGGCGUUCCCGGGGAUGAGCUUUCUCUGCUCAAGGCUUCGAGAGGGCAGUUCAACGGCGUCUGCCAAUCUGUGUACAACCCUCGCUUCCCCCAGUACCCCGUUGUUCAGUCCGUCACAGCUCUCGUGCAGAAGCUUCUUGGAGACCUCUUGAGAUAG